AUGAAGCCGCAGACCGUCAGCUCGAUUUUCGCCACGCUUCUCAGCAUCGCACGGGCUACGCCGCUCAAAACGAGCGAAGUGAAUCAGGCAACUCCUGCAGUCACGAUUGCUGCCGGUACUAUCAUCGGGUCUUUGGUCGACGAUGUUGAGUACUAUCGAGGCAUACCAUAUGCCCAGCCACCAAUAGGCCCUCUCCGACUGAGGCCACCAAAGCCCGUGGAAGGGUUUGGCACUAUCCAGGCCACCGGUCUUGGCCCUGCCUGCCCUCAAUUCGCAAACGCAGAACCUUCUCCAGUGCUUAACCGAGUGCUAAGCAUACCCGACGUCCCCGAAGCCUUUUUUUUCUCUGCAGCAUUGGGGAACGAAACUGAGAGCUGUCUUACUGUCUCGGUCAUGCGACCAAAGAACACCAAGCCCGACGAGAAGCUGCCUGUGCUUUUUUGGAUACAUGGCGGUGCUUUUCAGAUGGGAAGUGCUCAGUCUUUUAAUGCCUCCGUGUUGAUCCCCAGGGCAGUAUCGCAGGGCAAGCCGUUCAUUUUCGUCGCAGUCAAUUACCGCCUUGGGGGCUUCGGCUUCCUAGGAGGAAAAGAAAUACUUGCCGACGGCGCGGCCAACUUGGGCUUGCUUGACCAGAGGUUGGCCUUGGACUGGGUUGCGGACAACAUUGCGGCCUUUGGCGGCGACCCGGAUGCCGUCACGAUAUGGGGCGAGAGCGCAGGUGCCAUGAGUGUCUUCAGUCAGAUGGCGCUCUACGACGGCAAUAAUACGUACAAGGGCCGGUCGUUGUUCAGGGGAGCUAUUAUGAACAGCGGUAGUCUGACCCCAGCAGAGCCAGUUGAUGGCGUCAAGGCACAAGAAAUUUUUGACACAGUGGUCCGGGAAGCGGGCUGCGAUGCAUUCCCUGAUGCGGGCAAACUAGAUUGCCUUCGUGGCCUUGAUUACAAAACGUUUGCCGAUGCCACAACUAAGGUUCCUAGCUACCUGGGUUAUCAUAGCAUCGCGUUCAGUUACACACCUCGACCUGACGGCCGUAUCCUCACCAACAGCGCAGAAGUAUUGGCCCAGACGAAGAAGUACGCAGCCGUACCUAUGAUCAUCGGCAACCAGGAGAACGAGGGCACGGUUUUUAGUAUGUUCGCUUACAAUAUCACCACCAAAGCUGAAACGAUCUCUUAUCUGAACAACAUCUUUUUCCGCAACGCUACGAGGGAACAAGUCUCGGACCUUGUCGACACAUAUCCCCUCUGCAGCGUUAACGACUCACUAAAUGCUACGGCUAACGAGACGUACCCAGAAUUUAGGCGAUUGGCCGCGAUUCUUGGAGACUUCGAAUUUACUCUCAUCAGCCGAGUCUUUCUGGACUUCGCCCCUGAAUCUGUACCUGCAUGGUCCUAUCUCAGCACUUAUGGGCGUGGCACGCCUAUUCUGGGGACGUAUCACGUGUCCGAUGUACCAAGGAUGUUCGCCAAGACAGAUGCAAUCAGCAGGGGCAUCCAGGAUCGACUCAUUACAUUUGUGAAUUCUCUCGAUCCCAACGAUGGCGUAGUCGACGCUGUUGAUGGCGCCUCUAUGCACUGGCCAUCAUGGCAUAAAAGCAGGCAGUUGCUGGAAUUUGGGGCCGGUUCGACAGGACUGCUGGACGGAGAUUUCCGGAGCAGUAGCUUUGAGUAUCUUCUCAGCCACUUGGAAAAUUUUCGUCUUUAA
This is a messenger RNA of Colletotrichum truncatum, 1704 nucleotides long. RefSeq names its product secreted lipase-like protein 5. The record is from RefSeq and is a predicted model, not a curated record. NCBI's taxonomy places the organism in Eukaryota, Fungi, Ascomycota, Sordariomycetes, Glomerellales, Glomerellaceae.